AUGGGGUUCUUUCAGCAACUCUCGUUGCUUCUGUGGAAAAACCUGCUUCUACAGAGACGAUCCAUGUGCGUCAGCGUCUUCGAGAUCCUCAUUCCUCUCUUCUUUGCUGUUAUCAUUCUGAUUGUGAGGUUUGAGGCCAAAUCGGACGAAAGGACAUACCCUACGUAUUACCCGCCUGAGAACGUCCACCAGCAGAACUUCACCUACAGGUACAUGGGGGAACACGUGGAACUGGGGUAUGUGCCCAAUACCCUGCUGGCAACUAACCUGAUGACCAGUGUACUUGAGAAAUUCACAAAAGAACUGAACCUCAGCAAAGUCAACACAAGUGACAUAAAAGGUUUUGACAACGAGGAAGGAGUUGGUCUCCUACUUCCGUUUGAAUUCCGACAAAAUGCAAUUAGCUGUUGUGUUUGA
Pomacea canaliculata is the source of this 417-nucleotide messenger RNA. Its product is annotated as ATP-binding cassette sub-family A member 3-like. The transcript is spliced from 2 exons. The coding region runs from base 1 to 417 and encodes 138 amino acids. Lineage: Eukaryota; Metazoa; Mollusca; Gastropoda; Architaenioglossa; Ampullariidae. The record is from RefSeq and is a predicted model, not a curated record.